Messenger RNA from Oryzias melastigma (Indian medaka), 3137 nucleotides. RefSeq names its product RIC8 guanine nucleotide exchange factor B (gene ric8b). Gene Ontology annotation, molecular function: G-protein alpha-subunit binding; guanyl-nucleotide exchange factor activity. Bases 519 to 2141 code for a protein of 540 amino acids. Gene Ontology annotation, biological process: G protein-coupled receptor signaling pathway. The record is from RefSeq and is a predicted model, not a curated record. The transcript is spliced from 10 exons. NCBI's taxonomy places the organism in Eukaryota, Metazoa, Chordata, Actinopteri, Beloniformes, Adrianichthyidae. Gene Ontology annotation, cellular component: cytoplasm; plasma membrane.
ACAGUAAAUAGAGGUUGGGGUGUCCAAGACCAAGCAGGACUCCAGGUACAGGCUUUGUAAAGAUGCUCCUGAGAUGAUCCAGUACAUCAGGGUUCAAGAUGUUAACAGGUAAGACAUGUAGAACGCCAUAACCAAAUGGCUGUAGAAUAUACAGAAAUAUAUGUGCUGAGUUUGAGAUGGAAAACUUUAAAGUCAAGGUGGGAAAUACAUCAGAAGAUAGAAAUAAACACAAAGUCCAGUUAUGUAAACAGAAAUGUUAAUUUAUUUUUUUAUUUUUUUACCUGGUGAGGUUAUACUAAGCAAAAUUAUAUGUAUUUUAUUUUAUUUUAUUUUAGCAUUCCCAUUUAUCUGCUUCCUGCAGCAAAGGAACAUGGGAGUUGGUGUCCCUCUCCGCUAAUGCACUCAGGCUGGGCAGUUUCUGACAGCAGAGACUCGGUUAGCCUGACAGCUAGCUGCUCAGCACUCACUGCUAACGGCAGAAAUAAGCUAACCUGCUGUGUUAAUUCAGAAAAGCCAGAAUGGAUUUAAAGAAUAUUCUGGCACAGCUUGACGCCGCCAACGAAGAGGACACAGAGAGGCUUUUACAGCAGUAUAACCGUGAGAACACUCAGACUUUCACUUUUGAUCAUAAGGAAGAAACCCUGCGGAUUAAACUCUGUGAGAGAGUGCUGACAGUCCUUGGGAGGCAAGUUCAGCCCACCUGUCAGAAAACCUGCUUGGAGACGCUCCGCAUCUUGUCCAGAGAUAAACAUGUCCUGGCACCUGUAGCCACCAGAGAAGGCAUGCUGAUUCUGGCAGGGAUGGCGAGGCUGUGUACUGGACAGGAAGACGGCGAUGACCAGGAGAGCCCUCAGGGAUUCGCGCAGUCACAGGAAGAGGAGAGAGUGGUGGUGGAAGCCUUGAAGUGCUUGUGUAAUGUGUUGUACAACAGUCCAGCAGCUCAGCAAGUCAGUGUGGAUGUUCAUUUGGAUCGCGGUCUGUGUGCCAACCUGCGCACGGCCAGAACGUGGCAACAUGAGGUGGGCUUGUUCACCCUGCGCCUCCUCUUCUUGCUUUCUGCCCUCCGGCCUGAUGUGAGGGGCAUUUUGAGGAGCAAAUUGCACGCUGUGAAACUGCUGACAGAGGUGCUGGAGCACACUCUGAAUGUGAACUGGGUCGGUCCCUAUGAAGCUGCCUGUCCAGGUCCGGAGGUCCUGCCACUGCCUGCAGAAAAGAACGAGAGAGCCAUGGAAGCGCUGAAGGCCUUGUUCAAUCUAACACUGUCAGAGGCUCGGAAUGAGGAGGAUCACCACCAGUUCCGACUCAUUGCUGCUAUUCUUCGUCACCUGUUGAUGCUGAAGACGGAGACGGAGGAGAAAACGGAGGAAGCACACAGUCAUGCCGUCAACCUGCUGAACAACCUGCCCGUGUCUUGCCUGGACGUCUUGAUUGAUGUGCCCGUCCAGGGAGGUGUGGACGAAUACGGUGGAAAAAACAUGGAGGCGGUGCAGGUGCUCAUCGACUUUAUGGAGAUCAGAAUUGACAAGGGCUCCAACUACAAAGAGGGACUGACGCCGGUGCUCAGCCUCCUAACCGAAGGGUCCCGAUGCCACCGGGAGAUCCGCAGAUACAUCAAAGCUCAGGUACUCCCCCCUCUGAAAGACGUGAAGAACCGACCUGAGAUCGGCACCACCACCCGAAACAAACUGGUCCGCCUCAUGACACAUGUGGACAUGGGCGUGAAGCAGACGGCGGCGGAGUUCCUCUUUGUCCUCUGCAAGGAAAGUGUGGACAACCUGUUGAAGUACACUGGAUACGGAAACGCGGCGGGCCUGCUGGCAGCUCGAGGGCUCCUGGCAGGAGGCAGAGGAGACACGGAGUACUCUGACGACGAAGACUCAGACACAGAGGAAUACAAAUCUGUCAAACCUUUUAUCAACCCAAUCACCGGGCACAUCGAGGAGCCGAUGCCAAACCCCAUUGAGGAAAUGACAGAGGAGCAGAAGGAGUACGAAGCUGAGAAACUGGCCAAUAUGUUCGUCAAGCUGAGCAGCAAUAACGUCAUCCGACCCAUGGGCGUCAGGCCGGACGGGACGCUAGCGCCUUUAGAGGAAACUCUCUGCGAUCCGCCCGAGGAGAACCCAGAUUCAGACUCUGACUAGCACAGCAGUUCGUAUCCAGGCUGAGCACACUGGGGGGCCAAAAACAUCCAGACCUGUGUCCCAUUUCACGGCCCGGACCCUUCUGUGGAUUCUCCAGAGUGUUCUCCGUAGCAUACCAAACAUCCGGCACGCCGCCGGCUCACAGGCACAAAAUGUUUCGACUUCAGGGGCAGAUUUAGACGCGCUAAAGUGAAUGUAUCUCCGGGGGGGGGGUGAAGUUCAUACUUAAACAUUUGACUUUUUUAGACCAUAUUUUGAGUAUUUUUGGCCCAGCUGUAAAGUUUGGUUGUUCUGGUGAAUCUCAGAUGGUCCAGUCAUGAAGUGGGACAUAGCUGAGAUGCUGUGAUGGCUGUUAGCCAUUCUUUGAGGGGGGAGUGGACUGAGCUGUGGCAGGAAAACAGUCCUAAUGGAUUUGAGGCCUUUAUGGUUAAUGUGCUUCACUCGUUUUCCCGCUCCUUCCGCUGAAGCUCUUAGUAUCAUUCUGACUGUAAACGCGGUUUGUUUAUAGAACUGAAUCAUUCCUUUUACGUCUUUGUUUCUCGUUUUUCUGUUAGAUGCACAUCGGAAUUGUAAACACUGAAAAAAGAUUCUAUAGACUCAAAUGAUUUAUCUGCAUGAUGCUAAAUUUCUAAAUAACAUUUUUUAAAUACUUUGCACAAACAUUCGGUUCGAUUUUUUUUUUUUUUUUAGUUGUCAUCAGGUGGAAAUUUGGCUGAAGUUUCACUGAUUUUUUGCUGGUUACAAUCUAUAACAGAGUAUUGCUUUGUCUAAAAAGAUGUGACGUGAAAGAAAAUUGUGUGAAGCGGUUUCUCCUUCCUGGGAAUCACCACUACUGCCUGCUUACAGGAAACAAAAAAAAAAUCUGGCUUUGCAUGGCUGUUCACUUUGAAUUUGUUCUUUCCUAAUCAAAUGUUUUUACUCGAAGCCUUGAAAAGUCAAACAUUUGUUACAUUUUCCUGUUAUUUUUAUUUAUUUGUAAUAAAUCCGUUGAGAGAU